This is a messenger RNA of Coprinopsis cinerea okayama7#130, 609 nucleotides long. RefSeq lists its product as hypothetical. The transcript has 4 exons. NCBI's taxonomy places the organism in Eukaryota, Fungi, Basidiomycota, Agaricomycetes, Agaricales, Psathyrellaceae. Bases 1 to 609 code for a protein of 202 amino acids. The record is from RefSeq and is a predicted model, not a curated record.
AUGUGCAUUUGUAUCAGAGACCAAGUAGCGCAAGUGGAACUUCAAUUGGAGUUGAUUACAACUUUGCGCAUAAAAAUUCGUGAGCUCUCGGGGGUUCAGGAUAGCGGUGUAAUCGUGCUCGACGACGGCCAUGAGGUGGAUGUUUCUCAAGUCCGGUUUCUCCAAAUCCUUUUGAAAAAGGAGCUUCCCCGGGCGGUGGAGUAUGCCGAGAGAGUUCCCGAGCUGGCCUCCAAGCAUCUCAACGCACGUGACAAGGAGACCAUGGAGCUGUUCGAAGUCUGCGGCUAUGCGCUAUGUGCGACCUUGACGCUUCUCCAUCGUAUCGCCCAAGUUUGGUGUGGGGUCAUUGACUUGAUGGAGACUUGCGACAGGCAGGCCAGACACCACAACCGCGCGCAACCGUUUCUCGACAUUGAGUGGGCUCAAAAAGCGAUCCUCCGGAAAACCACAAAGUCGUUUGCCGCUGAGGCAUUUCAAGGUGGCGUUCAUUUGAUUGCCAAAGUAAAGGAGCUCUGUCACGAAAUUGGGGAGGUGGAACUGAAGGACGACCUGUGUGAUCGAAUCCAGGUGGUCCAGCUUGCCUCUGCCCAGCAAAGCCACACUCUGUAG